CAUAUAACUCAAGAGAUAUCUAACCAAUGUUUAAGUUACAACCUAUUAGAUGUUAAAACUAAGUGCGCUUUAUCCUUUGUUCUCCUUUAUCUCUCCUUGCGAUGGAAUUAUUUUCAACUUAUCCAGAGGAGGCCUCUAUCGUGGCGCUGAAAAAUCUAUCGUCGACCCUGUGCGUUCCCUUGCCAUUGGCCCAUAUUCAUCCAAAUAUCGCGCUCGCACUCAAAGCAGUAAAGGUCGCGGCCGCCGAAAGUGGUGAAGUGCCGAGGCCGCUGUCGCCUGUGAAAGGACAUUGCGCCCCGUCGACGAUCCCGAAGAGCAUUCCGUGGUUCCGUACGUCAAAAUCGACAGCUCUCGCAUUCUCUUCGGCGUGAUACUUGUGAUGAGGAUUUCAAUUCGCAAGUUGUCGUCCUCGAUCGGCGCGGGUUCUCGCAUUAGACGGACAACGUACGAACGGGAGGUGGGUGGAAUUGGCGGCAGCGACGCCGGCAGGAUACCACCUUUUGUUCACCAAUGAACGCGGAGCUUCGUCAGGAAGAAUAUCGUGGCAAUUGCAACAACAUCAGGAAGCGACAGCAUUGCGACGGCACAUCCCCGAAAGAGAAUCUCCGGCGCGCGAGCACCUUCAGGACGUCCAGCGACUUGAGCGGCGAUCAUGGGACUCGACUUCCUGGCAGACGGAGGUGCCGACUUCGAGCAUGCAAUCACCGUAACAGGUUUCGGGAGAUUUCACUACAUGCUGUUGGCCAUCUGCGGCCUGAUUUACAUGGACACGGCGAUCGGCGUGACGAUACUCUCAUUCGUGCUUCCGGCGGCGCAAUGCGACCUAGAGAUGGACUCCACCGCGAAAGGUUGGCUGACCGCCUCUCCGAUGCUAGGUAUGGUGAUCGGCUCGUAUAUAUGGGGAUGCCUGGCUGACACAAAGGGCAGGAAGAUUGUAUUAAUUGCUACAUUGUUGAUGGACGGUAUCGUGGGCGUCGCAUCCUCGUUCGUUCAGUAUUUUUGGUUAUUCGUGAUCUUCCGAUUCUUCAAUGGAUUCGCCGUGACUGGAGCCAUGGGCAUUUGCUUCCCGUACCUCGGAGAAUUUCAACCCACAAAGUACCGCGAGCGCGUUCUGUGCUGGAUGGAAAUGUUCUGGACGGUCGGUGUGAUAGUCCUACCGCUGAUCGCUUGGCUAAUCAUCCCCAUGGAUUUUACGUACGUGACUGAGACGUUCUACUUUAAAUCCUGGAAUCUCUUCGUCGCGCUUUGCGCCCUGCCAUCGCUCAUGCUCGGCCUGUGGCUCUUCGCCUUUCCGGAGAGUCCCAAAUUCCUAUUGGAGUGCGGUGAAGCCGAUACUGCUCUCGAGGUGUUCAAAUGGAUCUACUCGCGAAACACCGGCGCCGAUCCUGAUACCUAUCCGGUGAAAUGUCUACAAGAGAAAACGAAGCAUCAGGAUAAGAGUACCAGAUCACUAAAGCUGCACAAACGGAAGGAUCUGAAGGUCCUCUUCACGGAAAUACGAGAUCUGACGAGCGCACUUUGCAAGCCGCCUUAUUUGCGCAACACGGUGCUCGCCUGCGCUAUUCAAUUCGGUCUCACCAGCAGCUAUUACACUCUAAUGGUUUGGUUCCCCGAAUUAUUCACCAGAUUCGAACAGUUCGAACACGUGAGACCCGGUGAGACCACAUCGGUGUGCAUAGUGUCUGCUUUACCGGACAAUGGGACCUUGUUCGAUCCCUAUGGUUGCGAUGAUACAAUGAUCGCAUCCUCCGUUUAUUUGCAUACCGUGUAUAUCGGCCUGGCAUGCAUCCCUGGCUCCAUUAUUCUACCCAUUUUUGUACACAAAUUGGGCGCGAAAUUCUUCUUGAUCGUGUCAUUGGUGGUUUCCGGCGCGGUGACAAUAGGUUUUUAUUAUGUGGUGAACUCGACGCAGAAUCUGAUAUUUUCCUGCGUGUUCGAGGCUCUUACAUCCCUUGGGAUCUCUUUAGUUUAUUGCGUGAUCGUCGACAUGUUUCCGACGAAUCUCAGAGUAAUGGCGGCUGCUUUAUCGCUAACAAUGGGUCGGCUAGGCGCUUUGGUUGGCAACCUAGUGUUCGGUUAUCUGAUCGAUUUAGCCUGUGAGAUUCCUAUCGUGCUGUUCGCCGCGUUUCUGUUUGUCUGUGGUAUCUUGUCGUUCCUGCUACCAAAAACUGGGAAGGAAACUCUGGAAUAAUAGAGGGAGAGUCUUUCGAGCUAAUUUGCGCAUUUUGCUCGGAUGACUCGAAGAAUCUGUGGCUUGGACCUCUUUCUUUAGCUUCAUUAUUUAUUAAUAAAUUUAUUUGUAAAAAGAAGAAAUCACAUAUAUUUUAUUUUCGAAGAUGAUAAGCGUACGAAACCUAAGCAAGCGUAAUAAAGAAGUUCGAAGAAAUUUAUAAGAUUGAAAAAAUAUGUCGCGUUUAUGCGUAUACUGAUAUUCUAUGAAUGCGUAUACUGAUAUUCUAUGAAUGCGUAUACUGAUAUUCUAUGAAUGCAUAUAAUAAUGAUAUUCUAUGAAUUUCAUGAAAAGGAUCUGGUUUUUAAUCUUUUGAUCUUUUGACAUAAUAUAUGCUGCUGAGUCUUCGUGAAAAUUUGCGAUUUAUAUUAAUUUUUAUAUAACCGAAAUGAAUAUGAGGAAACACGAAACAUGCUCAAAUCAUUGAUUAUACUA
Camponotus floridanus (Florida carpenter ant) is the source of this 2665-nucleotide messenger RNA. RefSeq names its product synaptic vesicle glycoprotein 2C. Gene Ontology annotation, cellular component: membrane. The record is from RefSeq and is a predicted model, not a curated record. The coding region runs from base 653 to 2191 and encodes 512 amino acids. The transcript is spliced from 13 exons. NCBI's taxonomy places the organism in Eukaryota, Metazoa, Arthropoda, Insecta, Hymenoptera, Formicidae. Gene Ontology annotation, biological process: transmembrane transport. Gene Ontology annotation, molecular function: transmembrane transporter activity.